AUGCGUGCAUCAACAAAUGUUGUGGAUGUAAAAGAUGACUACGCAGAUAGCACAAGCAAUGUUGGUGGUAAAUACAAGGCAUGGGCAUUGAUAAUAGCGGCAGCAUGGGUAGUAUAUGGGAUAUACAAUGCGCUGUUUGAGGAUUCAAAUGUAUGGAUUGAAGUUCUGAUUAUGAUACUAUUUGCAAUGCCAUCUUUGAUUGAAGUCAAGGCAUGGCUGGAUGAAGAUAAUGGGUACAGUGACGGCAAUGAAGAAAGCCAUGCGCAUGAAGAAAUAGAAGAAAAAGAUCGUGUGCACCACGAUGGAUAUGCCGAUCGCAUUCGUAAUCAUUACAAAGGAAAAAAUAAUGGCGAUGUGAAUAUUGACGAUGAUCAGAAUGCUGAACGUAAACAUGAAGAUAAUGACAAUAAAGAAGAGGGGGAAUACAAAAGGCCAGGGCUUGUAAGUAGAUGGAUAUAUAGAUUGUUGAAUGUUGCAAUAUGUGUGUACUUGUUUAUUACAUGCGUUAUGGCAUUCAAAAAAAACAUUCAGGAGAAGAUGUCGCUGCUGUCCAUAGCUGUUCUUACAGUUGAGGACAUGGUACGAAUGGGAUAUUCAAUGAUAGCGGCAAGGAAUGGCAAAGGAUGGAUACAAUUGAUAGCGUUUGUGAGCAUGUGUAUUGUUUCUGGCGUGAUUUGGGUAGGAAUAGCAAUCGGGUUGAUUGAUUGA
Ordospora pajunii is the source of this 708-nucleotide messenger RNA. RefSeq lists its product as uncharacterized. The transcript has a single exon. The record is from RefSeq and is a predicted model, not a curated record. The coding region runs from base 1 to 708 and encodes 235 amino acids. Lineage: Eukaryota; Fungi; Microsporidia; Ordosporidae.